UACCCCUAACUAGAGUAAAAUAUUUAUUAAUUUGUUCAUAGUACGAACAAUAUUCCAUUCGUACGAGGUACGUACAAAUCGAACACAUGUAAAAUGGCUCACACACAAUUUGUUUAGUUUCAGUCUUUCCCAUACGGUACUAGAGUCAACAAGUUGAAAAUAUAAUAAAAAAAAAAUAAUAAAGAAACCGACGACAAUCACGACAAUUGUCUCCGAUAGAGAGAGAACAAAAAAAAAUAAAGAAAUCUAUUUAUUUAUAUGUACAUAUGAGUAUAAUAAUAAUGAAAAAUUAAAACAGAAAAAUAAACGGUAAAAAUAAAAAUAUAUAUAAAAUUAAAAUAAAUACACAAACACACUCAUUAAUUAAUUAAAACAAAACACAACUAAAAAAAAAUCUAUGACAAAAAAAUCAAGUGACUUAGCAGCUGUUUUAAAGUGAAAGAAAAAUUAAAUAAAUUUUAAAGAAAAGUCAUUCCUUUUUAAAACUAUUCGGUUUCAAAAAUCUCCCUCAACUUAAUUAACUUUAGUAACAGUUACUAAAUAGAAGAAAAAAAAGGCUGCUUAAUAUCUUACCUUGAAACGUUCCUUGAUUAAUCAAUCAAUCAAUCGCCCUUUUAUAUAUUAAUUUCGUAUUGUUUGUUUCGCUACAUGGAUGACGAGCUUGAGGAUAAAGUUUUUUAUCAAACAUACGUUUCACACAUGAAGAUCCUAUCGAAAUUUGCCGUGGGCUUUUCGUCCAUUAACUCACCCCUAGCGUACAUUUGGAAAUUAUGUCGUCUCUAUGUUUUGCGACCAGAAGUGAUAUUCUGCGGUGUUAUACUAUUCAUUUUACUACUUUAUUUACAAGCUGUCGACACAUGGUCACGUGGUUUACUCGGCCGCAUACAGGCCACUCUAAGUGGCCGUCAGAAGUCGAAUCGCAUGAAAUUACUGGAGGCAUCCGGCCAAGGUGAUCAUCAAUCGUGGGAGGCAUUGCGUGCUCAGAGUUCAGCGUAUGCGAUACUGGGAAGGAGACCUCGUAUGGAAGAUCGUUUCAUUCUCGAGGAAAAUAUUAACAAUAAUACGGGCAUUUCAUUUUUUGCCGUAUUUGAUGGUCAUGGUGGUGAAUUUGCGGCCGACUUUGCCAAAGAUAUCUUGGUUAAAAAUAUUUAUAACAAGGUCAUCGAAACAACCAAGUUGUUGGGUGUCCAAAAAUUGGAACAGAAAAAUUUGAUGGCAGCCAAUGCAGCCGAUAUUGAUAAAGACUAUGUGGAAUAUGAUGCUAGUCCGUAUUUGAAAAGGAAAGCAAGCCGCAAAGACAAUAAUAAUGAUGGUAGCAAUAAGGAAAAUGAACCAGUAAUUAGGAGACGUGAUAGUUUACGAAAGACCACAAGUGUUAACGACGAUUGUGCUUCGAAAAAAUCGAGUGAUAGAGAUUCAUCAGAUGUUUUUACUCUACAAUUAAACUCCCUCUUACGUGGUGUAGGCGGUGGUUCUAGUGUUAAGGAUAGUUUUUUAAAUAACAAUAAUAAUAAAGAUUUAACGACUAACGAUGGCAAGGGUCCACAACAGUUUGAUGCCAAGUGUUAUAUUGAAAGUGGCAAAAUUAAUUUCGGCAAAUUAAUAACCGAUGAAGUACUAGCGGCCGAUUAUAAAUUGGUGGAGGCAGCGAAAAAAACGACCAACAUAGCCGGUACCACAGCUUUAAUAGCCAUCAUCCAGGGCAGCCGUUUAAUAGUCGCUAAUGUUGGCGAUUCCCGCGGUGUUAUGUGCAACUCUAGAGGAAUUGCCAUACCGCUGUCUUUCGAUCAUAAACCACAACAGGUUAGAGAACGCAAACGGAUUCAUGAUGCUGGUGGCUUUAUAGCCUUCAGAGGUGUGUGGCGUGUAGCUGGCAUAUUGGCUACCUCAAGAGCUCUAGGAGAUUAUCCCUUAAAAGACAAAAAUCUAGUCAUAGCUAAUCCAGAUAUUCUAACAUUUGAUUUAAAUGAUCACAAGCCUACAUUUUUAAUUUUGGCUUCUGACGGUCUCUGGGAUACGUUUACCAAUGAGGAAGCUUGCAGCUUUAUAAAGGAACACAUCACUGAACCAGAUUUUGGAGCCAAAUCGCUGGCCUUGCAAUCCUAUUAUCGUGGCUCUGUAGACAAUAUUACGGUUCUAGUAAUAGCCUUCAAAAAUGGUGUAUAUCGUAUUGGUUCAGCCGCCAACACUUCGGUAUCUAAUGCCGCUUCAGCAUCAUCGUCCCUUGGGUCAAAUGUGCCGAACAAUUCUAAAAAGGAGACCGCUAAGUCAGCAGCUUCUGCCAUUGCCUCGACCAACUUGAAUCGCUCGAACAGUGUUCGUGCUAAAUAAUAAACAUACUCAUAAACAAACAAAAAAAUAAAAAAAACACUUUCGUAAGAUCGUCGAGUCUUUGUUGCAUUCUAAAUCGCGCACCUAUAAAAUGAAUUUUGUUAUUUUAACCCCUUAUGCAAUUAUAAUAACAAAAUGUCAGAUCAUUAAAAAGAAGUGCCCAAAGCUAAAAUCAAAUUCAUUUAUGUAAAAUCUACGCAUUUUAAUAUUUAAGUUAGAUUUUGUUUUAAAGUAAAACAAACAAGCAAAAUACCCACCACACCCGCCUGUUUCUUAUAGAGCGCUUUCAUAUUUAUACAUCCUAUACCAACCUCCUCCCCUUCCCUCCUUUACACAAUUAAUUUCUUUAAGAUGUUUGUUUCGUAGCUAGAAAAACUGCAAUGGAAAAUGUUGAGAAAUUAUUUUUUUUUUAAUUUAGUUAUUGUUUUGUUUGUUUCCUAUUUUAUUUAAUCUAUAUAUCGUUAGCUUAGUGUGCAAACGUGCUAAGUCCACUUUUUAGGAAAAUUAUGAUUUUAAUUCAAAACUCUAGAAAUGGAAAUUAGCACGUUUGCACACUAAGCUAAUAAUGAUAUUUAUUAUGUACGUUGUUUUUGUUAUUAUUUAAUAAUGAAUGUAUUUUUAAUUUAUUCAAAACACCAACACCUCACAAAACAUACAUAAUUGUUUCUCGUAUACGUUAGUUUUAAACGAGUUUUCUAAAUUUAUUUCUUUAAACCAAAUAUUAAAAACAAAAAAUAUCUGUAAAAUUUUAAUUAACUAAAUUUUUACGAAAAAAAAAAUUAGAUAAAUUUCAAUUGAAAUUGUUGAAAAUGAAAAAAAAAACAGUUACCAAACGAAAAUAUACCUACUAUUAAUAAUA
This is a messenger RNA of Calliphora vicina (urban bluebottle blowfly), 3190 nucleotides long. Its product is annotated as protein phosphatase 1L. The record is from RefSeq and is a predicted model, not a curated record. Gene Ontology annotation, cellular component: nucleus; cytosol. Lineage: Eukaryota; Metazoa; Arthropoda; Insecta; Diptera; Calliphoridae. Gene Ontology annotation, molecular function: cation binding; protein serine/threonine phosphatase activity. Bases 649 to 2331 code for a protein of 560 amino acids. Gene Ontology annotation, biological process: peptidyl-threonine dephosphorylation; negative regulation of canonical NF-kappaB signal transduction; positive regulation of canonical Wnt signaling pathway. The transcript is spliced from 7 exons.